Molecule: messenger RNA, 2256 nt
Organism: Rhagoletis zephyria (snowberry fruit fly)
Lineage: Eukaryota; Metazoa; Arthropoda; Insecta; Diptera; Tephritidae
Source: RefSeq, a predicted model, not a curated record
AUGGACUACAUGAUGCUGAAAGUGACCACCUGUCCGUCGGACGCUCUCUCCUACACCAAUCGAGCUGUCGUCAGCACUCAGGAUGCCAUCAGCCAGUACAAACACGUGGAAAUCACCAACUCCACCAUGGGCUCGUUCAUCUUCACGGUGGAGCCGUCCCCUCAGAUCGGCAAGGGACUGAUGGGCUUCAACAUGCCCAUGCGAAAAUGGGCUCUCCUCUCGACGAACGAGACACUAAAAGUGAAGCCGUACAACUUUGAUCUUCGAAGUUGCUCCAUUGCCAGGAUCACCCUCUUUGUUGAUUACAUGCAGAAGACGAAUGCUUCUGAGUCGUUGAACACCGAUGAAAUGGCAAAGGCCUUCAUGGAAACGUUCCUUCCGCAGGCCUUCACUGUUGGGCAGACGAUGGUGUUUAAGUUCCAAGACAAGAAGCUUCUCCGACUGACUGUCAAGGAGAUUGAAGCACUGUCCACUGACCUCUUUGACCCGAACAAUUCAGCCCCGAAAAAGACCGAGCCACGAAUGAUUAAAAUAGGCGUCACCAUUCCAAACACCCAAGUGAUGUUUGAAAAGCAAUCAGACUCUGCGCUGAGCCUCACCGGUCAGGCCAAGGGCAAAGUCGUCCGACAAUCGAUCAUCAACCCCGACUGGGACUUUGCCACCAUGGGCAUCGGUGGCCUCGACAAUGAAUUCAAUGCCAUCUUCAGACGUGCUUUUGCGUCGCGAGUCUUCCCCCCGGAGAUCAUCGAAGAGCUGGGCAUCAAACACGUCCGCGGCAUUCUCCUCUUCGGUCCGCCGGGCACCGGCAAGACGCUGAUGGCUCGGCAGAUCGGCAAAAUGCUGAACGCUCGCGAGCCGAAGAUCGUCAAUGGGCCGCAGAUUCUCGACAAGUACGUCGGCGAGUCGGAGGCGAACAUUCGCAAGCUGUUCGAGGACGCCGAGGAGGAGCAGAAGAAGAUGGGUAUCAACAGCGGCCUGCACAUCAUCAUCUUCGACGAGAUUGACGCCAUCUGCAAGGCGCGCGGCUCGGUGGCGGGCACUGCCGGCGUCCACGACACCGUCGUCAACCAGCUGCUGGCGAAGAUUGACGGCGUCGACUCGCUGAACAACAUCCUCGUCAUUGGCAUGACCAAUCGGCGGGACAUGAUCGACGAGGCGCUGCUGCGACCGGGUCGAAUGGAGGUGCAGAUGGAAAUUAGUCUGCCCAAUGAGGAGGGCCGCGUGCAGAUUCUGAACAUCCACACCAGCAAGAUGAAGCAGUACAAGAAGCUGGCGCCCAACGUGGACAUUGGCGAGCUGGCCACGCUGACGAAGAACUUCUCCGGCGCGGAGAUUGAAGGCCUGGUGCGGGCGGCGCAAUCGACGGCAAUGAACCGCCUGGUGAAGGCGACCAACAAGGUGGAACUGGACCCGCAGGCCUUUGAUAAGCUGCUCGUCACGCGGGAAGACUUUCUGCACGCCCUGGAGAACGACAUCAAGCCCGCCUUUGGCACUAGUCAGGAGGCGAUUGAGCGGCUGAUCUGCAACGGCAUCAUCUGCUGGGACCCGGUGGUGAACAGCAUCCUCGAGGACGGUCGCCUCUUCAUGCAGCAGGUCAAGUCGAGUCAGGGCACGCGCGGCAUCGUCAGCAUUCUCCUGGAGGGAGCGCCGAACAGCGGGAAGACGGCGCUGGCGGCCAAGCUGGCCAUCGACUCUGACUUUCCCUUCAUCAAGCUCUGCUCGCCCGACGACAUGGUCGGCUUCACGGAGACGGCCAAGUGCGCCCAGAUUCGCAAGGUCUUCGACGACGCCUACAAGUCGACGCUGAGCUGCAUUCUGGUGGACAACAUUGAGCGGCUGCUCGACUACGGCCCCAUCGGUCCGCGCUACUCCAAUCUGGUGCUGCAGGCGCUGAUGGUGCUGCUGAAGAAGGAGCCCCCGCCGGGGAAGAAGCUGCUCGUCCUCUGCACCAGCAGCUGCUGCAGCGUCCUCCGGGAGAUGGGCCUCCUCUCCACCUUCACCACGGUGCUGCACUGUCCCAACCUCUCCAAGGGUCCCCACCUGAUCAACGUCCUCCAGGAGAUGGCCAAGGAGAAUGCCGCCUGCUUUGAGGGCUACGAGAUUCAGCAGAUUGCCAACUCCACGGCCAACGCCACCUUCAACAUUGGCAUCAAGAAGUUGAUUGCAUACGUGGACAUUUCCAAACAGAUGGAUCCGGGCGACCGAGUGAUCAGGUUCCUCGGAAAGAUUGAGGAGGAGAGCAUCCAUGGCUACUAG